CAUAUUUUGGAGUAUUGUUUGGCUGAAUUUCAGCUUUUGGAAGGUGGUGGACUUCCUGCUAUUUCUGAGGGCUUUUUUGCUUGAUUCUGGGUGGUUUGGGUUUUUCUGGGCUGAAUCUUGGUGUUUUGGAGGUUUUUAUGGACACAGGAUACCCAGUGAGUUUUAGAGAUGGACUUGGGCAGGAGGAACCCCCAAGCCAACGCGCUCAGCCCUUGUUUUCCCCCCAUCAGGAUUUGUCCUUCCCAAAGCUUGGGCGGAUGGAGGAGGAGGCUGCGAGGAAGAGGAAGAUGCCUUGGGCCCCCCAGGCAGGUGAGGAGGAAGUCAGUGUCCCUUUGGGCGGGUGUUGUGCUGGCUCUGUCAGCCGAGCAUGGCCCCGGCUGCAGGACAACCCCGCUGGCGCCGCCAUCCUGCCGGGGCCGGAGUUGGGGGGAUGUCCUUGGCCUUCCCUGUGGGCCGGAGGCAAAUCCCCUGCCUGUCCUUCUUGCUUCCUGCCCCAGGCCCCGAGCUGAGGACGGAGAGCCCGGAGGACAAAUCCCCCCGUGAGACCCUGGUGGGAGAGGCCGUUUUGAAGGGCUCCCCGGCGCAGGAAGGCAGCGGGGAGGAAAAGGGCCGGAGAUCCCCCCGCAGGAGGGGCUCCAAAGCCAUCCCAGGGUGCUCUGAGGAGGAAAGAGCCAGCCUGUGCCAGGAAGGCAACCAGAGCUUGAGGGGGAGCUCUGACCUGGUGGUCCCUGAGCAUCCUCCCAGCAGGGAGAAACCCUUCAGGUGCUUGGAAUGUGGGAAGAGCUUCAGGCAGAGCACCCACCUCCUCAGCCACCAGCACAUCCACACUGGAGAACGGCCCUACACCUGUGGGAAAUGUGGGAAGAGCUUCAGUGACAGCUCCAACCUCCGCAGUCACCAGCGCAUCCACACUGGAGAACGGCCCUACACAUGUGGGGAAUGUGGGAAGAGCUUCAGGGAGAGCUCCACCCUCCAUGUCCACCAGCGCAUCCACACCGGGGAAAGACCCUACAAGUGCUUGGAUUGUGGGAAGAGGUUUCAGACCAGCUCAUAUCUCCUGAAGCACAAGCAGGCACAUACAGGGAAGUGGGCCUUCCACUGCACUGACUGUGGGAAGGGGUUCAACCAGAACUCCAACCUUGUCACCCACCAGCACAUCCACACCAGGCAGAGGCCCUACAAGUGUGGGGAGUGUGGGAAGAGCUUUCCCCAGAGCUCUAACUUGACCAGACACCAACGGACCCACCGAUAAUAGAAGCCCUGUGAGUGCCCCGACUGCAGGAAGAGCUUCGGCCGCUGCUUCCACCCCGAAUGAACCCCCUGAUGUUGAGGCAACCCCUGGAGUCCAGUGACUGUCAGUCCAUCCCUUUCGACCACAAAGGGCCAGUCCCCUUUCCCAGGGGCAGCUUCUUCCAACAGAACCCUUCUUGGGGGGUGUGUGGAGAUUCCUGCCUUGGCUGGGGACCCCCCAAGGUCACUGCUGGAGACUGAGAACAGAGAUCUCCCCACGA
Pseudopipra pipra is the source of this 1511-nucleotide messenger RNA. Its product is annotated as zinc finger protein 239-like. Gene Ontology annotation, cellular component: nucleoplasm. The transcript has a single exon. Gene Ontology annotation, molecular function: DNA-binding transcription repressor activity, RNA polymerase II-specific; RNA polymerase II cis-regulatory region sequence-specific DNA binding. The coding region runs from base 368 to 1252 and encodes 294 amino acids. The record is from RefSeq and is a predicted model, not a curated record. Lineage: Eukaryota; Metazoa; Chordata; Aves; Passeriformes; Pipridae. Gene Ontology annotation, biological process: regulation of transcription by RNA polymerase II.